Messenger RNA from Dipodomys spectabilis (banner-tailed kangaroo rat), 951 nucleotides. Its product is annotated as olfactory receptor 51J1. The record is from RefSeq and is a predicted model, not a curated record. Gene Ontology annotation, biological process: G protein-coupled receptor signaling pathway. NCBI's taxonomy places the organism in Eukaryota, Metazoa, Chordata, Mammalia, Rodentia, Heteromyidae. Gene Ontology annotation, cellular component: membrane. Gene Ontology annotation, molecular function: G protein-coupled receptor activity; olfactory receptor activity.
AUGAAGAACUCCAAUAGCUCGUUAAGCUUCUUACCUGCAUCAUUCAUUUUGGUUGGCAUCCCAGGGCUGGAGACAGAGCACAUUUGGAUAUCCAUCCCCUUCUGCCUGAUGUACCUGAUCAUCUUCCUUGGCAAUGGCAGCAUUCUCCACGUCAUCAGGAAAGACGCAGCUCUGCAUCAGCCCAUGUAUCUCUUUCUUGCCAUGCUGGCAGUGGCUGAGGUCGGUGUCUCAGUAUCUACCCUCCCCACUGUGCUAGGCAUGUUCCUUUUUGGGAAUUCUGAGAUUCAUUUUGAGGCAUGCCCUCCAGAUGUUCUCCAUCCACUCUUUCUCCAUCAUGGAAUCAGCUGUGUUGCUGGCCAUGUCUGUGGACCGCUUUGUGGCCAUCCACAGCCCUCUGCGCUACACAACUAUCCUGACACUGCCUCGCAUCUUUUGUACAGGAGUUAUCAUCGGGCUGAAAAGCAUCCUGCUCAUGACCCCUUUGCCCCUGCUCUUAAGGAGACUUCCCUUCUGUGGCCAUAAUGCCCUCUCUCACUCCUAUUGUCUCCACCCUAAUCUUAUCAUCUACCUUGUGGGGAUAUUUCUAUCAACAACAUCUAUGGGCUUUUCAUUGUGAUAUCCACUUUUGGAUUGGAUUCAUUGCUCAUCGUGGUCUCCUAUGGGCUCAUACUCCACACUGUACUGGGAAUUGCCACCGGAGAAGGGCGGAAGAAGGCACUCAACACAUGCGGGUCACAUGUCUGUGCUGUGCUUGCUUAUUACGUGCCUAUGAUUGGUUUGUCUAUGGUGCAUCGUUUUGGACGUCAUGUGUCUCCCCUGCUACAAAUUAUGAUGGCCAAUGCUUAUCUCUUCUUUCCACCUGUCAUUAACCCCAUUGUCUAUAGCAUUAAAACUAAGGAGAUUCGUCGUGGCAUUGCCCGAAUGCUAUCAGAGAAGAGAUCCAGAGUUUAG